This is a messenger RNA of Candidozyma auris, 1134 nucleotides long. RefSeq names its product mRNA-binding protein NAB2. The transcript has a single exon. NCBI's taxonomy places the organism in Eukaryota, Fungi, Ascomycota, Pichiomycetes, Serinales, Metschnikowiaceae. Bases 1 to 1134 code for a protein of 377 amino acids. The record is from RefSeq and is a predicted model, not a curated record.
AUGUUCGACAUUAAAGGCCCCGUGGCCCAGGAACUCCUUCCUCUUUUGGUUAACGAAAUUACCAACAAGUUCAACAUCCCUGACGACGCCAAAGAUGUCGCUGAGUUCAUCAUUAUGUUGAUUGGUAACGGCCGUCCAGCUAAUGAGAUUGUGGCUGAAACAAAGGAAAUCGUCAACAUUCCCAUAGAUGAGGGCUUUAUUGGCACUGUUUUUGCCGAGAUUGGCCGUCUCGAGACCAUCAGAGCUCAGAACGCUGCUCAGAGUGCUCCAGCUGCUGCUGUUGCCCCUGCCCCUGCCCCUGCUCAGGAAAGCAUGGACACUGAGGAGCCAAAGAUCCCUAAGGGUCCUGCUAGAAGUGUCAAGUUCCAAAAGGGUUCUGAAACACGCAACAAGUUGAGUACGAUUUCCAAGACUCGUACCGCCCCAAGAGGUGCUGGUAUCACCAAGGGCAGCAAGGACUUUGUCGCCAAGCACCAAAGUGGUAGACCACAAGCCCCAGUCAAGGGUCUUCGUGGCAAACACGACGAGAAGGAGAAGAAGCUUUUGGAGCAGAUUCAGCAGCACAUGCCUGACCUUUUGGCCAAAGCCCAGGCCGCCCGCGCCUCGCAGCCAACGGUUGAGUUGUGUAAGUUUGGUGCUAUUUGCAGCAAGGAGUUGUGUCCAUUUGGCCACCCAACACCAUGUAACAAGGAUGCCAAGGUGACAAAUCCAAGAUGGUGUCGUUUUAACAAAGAGUGCAAUAACGAGCGUUGUAAUUUCGCACACUCCUCUCCAAACUACAAGGCUCCUCCUGCGGUCAAGCAGCAGCAGUUUAACAGACAGCCCACUACCUUGGAGCAGUGCAAAUUCAACCAGGCCUGCACCAACAAGGCUUGCCACAGACGUCAUGCCACUUCGCUUACAGCUUGCCAGCGUGGUAACGACUGUAAGCUUCCGUUCUGCACUUUCUCUCAUAUCAUCAAUGAGGAGUGUCGUCACAAGAACGACUGUACUAAUAAGGUGUGCUACUUCAAGCACCCUGACGGAAGAGAGAAUACAUUUCUCAAAGAGAACACCGGCAAUCCUUCCGCUGCCACCGACGAGCGUUCCUUUGCUGUCCCUGAUGAUCAGGUGAUGGAACAGGCUGUGCAAUAA